Molecule: messenger RNA, 3952 nt
Organism: Pogoniulus pusillus (Red-fronted tinkerbird)
Lineage: Eukaryota; Metazoa; Chordata; Aves; Piciformes; Lybiidae
Gene: KCNS1
Product: potassium voltage-gated channel modifier subfamily S member 1
Exons: 3
Coding region: 310-1782 (490 amino acids)
Biological process (GO): protein homooligomerization; potassium ion transmembrane transport; regulation of delayed rectifier potassium channel activity
Cellular component (GO): membrane; voltage-gated potassium channel complex
Molecular function (GO): delayed rectifier potassium channel activity; protein binding
Source: RefSeq, a predicted model, not a curated record
UGGCAUCUCGGGUCGCGGCGAGGACCGUGAAAUCAGCAGACGGGGGAAAACUAGACACCCCGAGAAGCCGGAUUACCAGUGUUCCCGAGCAUUUCAGGGAUCAGCUCCCUGGGCCGCGGCAGGCGCCGGGGACACUGGCAUUACGGGUUGAGAGGGCAGAGACAGCAGCGGCAUGCGGGGGUGAGGAUGGAUGCGGGCAGCGGCACACCGGCAUGAGCGGGAAGUGAGGCAUCGACAUCCUGGAAUGCGCGGGGAGCCGCCGUGACAGCACCCACAUCCCGGGCCGCUGCUGGCACUUGGGCCACAGGGAUGCCCCUGUGCAUUCCUCCGCAGGUGGAACCAGCUCCUGCUCUGCUGAUCAUGGUCAACAAGACCUUAACUUACUGGGGUCCCAGCUUUGAGGAGGAUGUGAUCAACAUCAAUGUGGGGGGUCUGAGAAGGCGUCUCAGCUCCAGCGCCCUCUCCAAGUUCCCUGACACCCGCCUAGGACGCCUGCUCUCCUGUGACUCUGAAGAGUCCAUCCUGCAGCUCUGCGAUGACUACGAUGUGAGCGCCAGGGAGUUCUACUUUGACCGGAACCCUGGCUUCUUCCUCUACGUGCUCCACUUCUACCAGACAGGGAAGUUGCAUGUCAUGGAGGAGCUCUGUGUCUUCUCCUUCUGCCAGGAGAUCGAGUACUGGGGCAUCAACGAGUUCUUCCUGGACUCCUGCUGCAGCUACCGCUACCACGAGCGCAAACUGGAGAGCCGGCAUCAUGACUGGGAUGAGGAGAGCGAGGUCAGCAGUGUGGACACAUCCCCUGAUGAGAUCUCUGACAUCAACCAUGACCUGUUGCGCUACAGGACGCUGCGCUGCGGCAACGUGCGCAAGCGCCUCUGGCUCACCAUGGAGAACCCUGGCUACUCCAUCCCAAGCAAAAUCUUCAGCUUUGUGUCCAUCAGUGUGGUGCUGGUUUCCAUUGCCACCAUGUGCAUCCACAGCAUGCCCGAGUACCAGCAGGUGGAUGAGAAUGGCAGUGUGCUUGAUGAACCCAUCCUGCACAAGCUGGAGUAUUUCUGCAUCUCCUGGUUCACCUUCGAAGUGUCUUCCCGUCUCCUGCUUUCUCCCAACCCCAGGAAGUUCUUCAAGCACCCACUGAACCUGAUUGACAUUGUCUCAGUGUUGCCCUUCUACUUCACUCUCAUGGUGGACUUGACCAUGGGUAAUGACUCGGAGUUGGGCAACCUUGGCAAGGUCGUGCAGGUGUUUCGGCUCAUGAGGAUAUUCCGGGUGCUGAAGCUGGCUCGGCACUCCACUGGACUGAGGUCUCUGGGGGCCACCUUGAAGCACAGCUACCGGGAGGUGGGAAUCCUGCUGCUCUACCUGGCCGUGGGGGUCUCUGUCUUCUCCGGUGUGGCCUACACUGCUGAGAAGGAGGAAGACGUUGGCUUUGACACCAUCCCAGCAUGCUGGUGGUGGGGCACGGUCAGCAUGACCACAGUGGGCUACGGUGAUGUGGUGCCUGUCACCGUGGCAGGCAAGCUGGCUGCCUCGGGCUGCAUCCUGGGGGGCAUUCUUGUUGUGGCACUGCCUAUCACCAUCAUCUUCAACAAGUUCUCUCACUUCUACCGCAAGCAGAAGGCACUGGAGGCAGCUGUGAGGAACAGUGGAAAGAAAAUCCCCAAGGAUGUGGAGAGCACCUGCAGCCAGGACCGAGACUCAGAGACUCUAAGUGAGACCUCCCUGGGCAGAGGCAGUCCUGACUACCGUGGUAUGACUCCCGAUGCCCACCUCACACCCUGACCCCAUGGCACCGGGGCACACAUAGAACUCACGUUCUCACUGAGGGCAUGACUGUGGCAACAAGACAUGGUGAGGGAGCCAGGCUCUCCCUGUCUCACACAGCAUCUGGCAUCAAUCCCCCAGUGAAGAACAGGAGGGUUUGGAGGAGCCACCCAACGGGUGCCAGCUGCUACCAGCCCCUGGGAAGCAGCAUCUGGGUAUUACUAGAUGUGUCUCAGCCUUCACCCAGUGAAGCCUUGGUCCUCUGUGGCUGCAGAGGCUGCAGCACUGGAUGUACCCCUGCAGAAAAGGAGUAAGACAAAGAAGUGGAAGUGACCCCUGACCAGGCAUUGCUCUGGCUGUGUGGAGGGGACUUUGUUCUGAGAUUGUGUGUUGUCCAGGGUGAGACUGAAUAGCUUAAGAGUGAGGCAGCUCCUCAUCAGGAUGGCUGCCCUCGCAGGUUCUGUGCCAGGUUGGUAUCAACUCCAGCCCCAACCUCAUCCUAUCCACAGCUAGAAACAGCCUCCAAAGGCUCAGCUGCCCCACUGGCUAUGGGGAGAAAGUGAGUUGGAAAUGAAUCUUUAUGGGAAGGGAAGUAUUGUCCAGCUCAGGGUGAGUCCCACUGCCACCAGCCCCUGCAAUGGGAUCAACUGGACCUCAGCUUUCACUGCAGCUGGGUUUUAGCUGAUGUCCUGCCCUGGCACUACCUAGAGCCCCCAGGGAUCAUGAGCUGUGCUGGGAGCACGGCACAGCUGGAAACACUGUCGAUGAAGUGGGUACAUCAGGCAGGGAUGAUCAGGCAAAUGGAUGCUGUCCUCUGAGGCAGGAGCAGCCAGGGAGGAUCAGGCUUGGGGAGGACUCAGAGGGCCACCCUGGUGGGGCUCUUCCCCCAAGCCCUUUGGUCCAUGGGGCAUUUGUUUUGGAGGAGCAGCUGCUCUCUGUGCCUGCUGGUAUCCAGCCUCCUGGGCAGAGAGGGGACAAAGUCCCUGCAAAGGGCCACCAGGGAGCAGACAUGAGGGGACAAGGGAUAAUUCUGGACACGGAGAAGCUGUCUCUGCCAUUACUGUAUGCAUGUGAUUCUCACUGUAGGAACAGCUGCCAGGCAGGGGCUGUUGCAGCUCUCAGUGGGGUGGAGGCGAUGACCAAAACCAUCUGGGUUUGAGCUGGUCCCCAUCACAACUUCCACAACUGCUGUCCUGCCUCUCCUUGCCUUGGGACCAGACUGUAUGGAGGGGGUGCCACUGCCCCAAGCAUCCCCUCUGUACCUGCAGGGAGCUGAGUUCCCUUGGUACCAAUGAACUGCUCUUCCCUUUGCAGGGAAGGAGCACCCAAGCACCCUCAUGUCCACAGACCAGCUGGGCCAAGAGGAGCUCACACUGCUCCUCAUCACCGCCACCAUCUGAGUGCCUCAGAGCUGGGCAGGGAGGUGUACUCAAAGCCCCCAGUCCUUUUCCUGCCUGGAUCCCCUUGCCCGGUUAAGCAUGUUCAGGACUGCUUCCAGCACAGCAUUAAUUCUCUGCAGAGUCUUACCUUGUCCUCCCCCAUUCUCUGUUUGGCAGUUGUGCAGCUCCUUCGUGCACAGAAGAAUACACCCAGCAAUGCAUUAGCAGGGGAAGUAUGCCCCCUGCAAUCAUUCAAUCAGCUAAAAAAAUCUGUUGAUGGCUGCAGGAUGGCUUCAGGCACCUGGAUCUUGGUGUCUGUCACCAUUUGUCCUGGACAGCUUUCAUCACAGCUGCAGCUGCCAGUGCUGGCUCUGCCUGUGGUAAUCCUGGGAAAGAAAGGACAGGUCCAGUCUAUCUGAAGCCCAGUGGGACUCAGGGAGAGGCCCCCAAGGAACAGUGCUGUGGGAUGGCAGGGGGGUGUGUGUGUGUGUGUUCAUGAUCCUGGCAUGACCAAGUCUUCCAGUAUUGACAGUUUGUGCUUUGCUCUGUGUUCAGGCUCACUGUGAGCUGGGACAAGUGAGCUCCAUCUCCUGAUCCAAUCAGCGCCUGCUGCACUGUUACUUGAAUGAAAGGGAGGAGUUCUCCCUUCUGUCCGUGAAUACUCCAGUAGCAAGAUGUGAAGCCUGAAUUACAUGUACUAAUUAAAAGGCAUUAUGCAAAUAAUUUAAAAAGCAUGUAAAUUAGUUUUCUAUCUAUGCAUGGGAUGCAUACUGUAUAUUUUAUUAAAGACUGAAGUGACCUGCUCUGGA